AUGUCCCAGAAAAAGAACCAAGAGCUUCCACCAACCAAGGCACCCCUGCCCCCAUUCGGUCAACCAGGGCACCAAGGAAAAUCCGCUCUCCUUCGCGAGAACUUUCUCUGCAACCUUGCAGAUGCGAUAGUUCCUACUGGUCUUUUCAGUGAUCAUAAGAGACAUCGCCGAGAUAGCGCAUAUAGGGCGGGGGACUUCAAGAAGGCCGAUGUAGAGGCUCAUGAUGAGGAGGAUGACUGGGUUAACUUGAUAGAUAAGACUGUCAAAUCUGGUCCUCUGCAAAUUACACCUCGUGAUGUGAAUUCUGAAGAGCGUCGUCGCAGUCCUAGCAUGAGCAAGUCUCCACCGAUGAGUCCAGGUUUUAGCGAGGCUAAGCUCAAUGCGAGAUCGAUCCAGGAUGCAUUUGUUGCCUGGGCUAUCACGGGUGAUACCGAUCUGACUCCUGCCGUGCUUGGUCAGCCCGACAAUUCCAAGUUCGUUCUUCGCCGAUACGAUAUUCGGGAUCCAACCAAGAUCGAGAAGAAGCGCAUCGACUUGAAUAUCGAUGAAUUUGACUGGAAUAACAAGGAGCAUGUCGACAGACUGAACAAGGCUCGUCGUCACUGGGAGAUCAAUACCCUGGAGUCCAACCCACAGACCAGUGGAAAGUCUCGCGUCACCGUUGAUGGCAGACGAUCUCCGGUCGACACUUCCGUCGGAAGCUGGUCGCCUGGCGACGAGGAGGGGGAUGGAGACUUGAUUGACCUUUAG
Messenger RNA from Botrytis deweyae, 750 nucleotides. RefSeq lists its product as uncharacterized. Lineage: Eukaryota; Fungi; Ascomycota; Leotiomycetes; Helotiales; Sclerotiniaceae. The coding region runs from base 1 to 750 and encodes 249 amino acids. The transcript has 2 exons. The record is from RefSeq and is a predicted model, not a curated record.